AAUAUGCCAAAGAUCAAGACUAACCGAAUCAAGUACCCAGAAGGAUGGGAGUUGAUCGAGCCUACUCUUCGAGAGCUUGAUGCUAAGAUGAGAGACGCUGAGAUGGAUACACAUGAUGGCAAGAGAAAGUGUGAAACUUUAUGGCCAAUCUUCAAAGUUUCUCAUCAGAGGAGUCGCUAUGUAUAUGACCUUUAUUACCGAAGGGAGGAAAUUUCUAAAGAGCUCUAUGAGUUUUGCUUGGAUCAAGGCUAUGCUGAUCGUAGCUUGAUUGCAAAGUGGAAAAAGUCAGGAUACGAACGUUUAUGCUGCCUGCGGUGUAUACAACCAAGAGACCACAACUAUGGAACAACAUGUGUCUGUCGUGUUCCGAAGAACUUGCGUGAAGAGAAAGUGGUUGAAUGCGUUCACUGCGGUUGUCAAGGAUGUGCCAGUGGCGAUUGAGUUCUACGGCCUGUUUGUUUGUUACAAUUCUAUGUAUGACUUGUUAAAUCUGGAUUCUGUGUACCCUAUAAAAGGCUAAAAACCCUGACUAAAUAAACCAACUUGCAUAGCCUUUACCAUAGCCUUUUUACACA
Camelina sativa (false flax) is the source of this 575-nucleotide messenger RNA. RefSeq names its product protein BUD31 homolog 1. Gene Ontology annotation, cellular component: spliceosomal complex; nucleus. Gene Ontology annotation, biological process: mRNA splicing, via spliceosome. The record is from RefSeq and is a predicted model, not a curated record. NCBI's taxonomy places the organism in Eukaryota, Viridiplantae, Streptophyta, Magnoliopsida, Brassicales, Brassicaceae.